AUGAUUACUGAAGAACCGGUCACCAUUGUGGUAUACGUUAUGGCGGAGAUUGACAUUGCUCCCCAAUUCGGGCUUGAGCUAAAGGAUGGAUUCAAACCAGCGAAUAGCUGGGUGUCGAACGGUAUCAACUGGCUGGACGACAUUCAAGCGUUCUAUCGUGAAAGAAGUGUCAUCGAGAAGGAAUACAGCGCAAAGCUCAAUGCCUUGGCAAAGAAGUAUUACGAAAAGAAGACAAAAAAGUCUAGCAGUUUAAGUGUCGGCGAUACACCUGCUAUGACCCCUGGGUCACUCGAGAGUGCGUCAUUAACAACAUGGACAACACAACUUACCACGCUCGAAUCUCGCGCAGCGGAACACGACCGCUUUGGAGGAGAGUUGAUUACCCAGGUCGCAGAGCCACUGAAAGUGCUUGGGGGACGUUACGAAGAGUUACGCAAACGCCACGUUGAAUAUGCGGAUAAAUUAGAAAAGGAAAGAGACUCUACGUAUGCGGAUCUGCGUAAGAUGAAAGGGAAAUACGAUACUGCGUGCCAGGAAGUCGAGAACAAGCGGAAGAAGGCGGAAUCUUCAUUUGAUUAUUCAAAGACAAAAGCACAGAAUGCAUACCAACAACAAAUUCUCGAGAUGCACAACGUUAAGAAUGGCUACUUAAUCGCUAUAAAUGUUACAAAUAAGCAAAAGGAGAAAUACUAUCAUGAGUAUAUUCCGGAUCUGCUUGACAGCUUACAAGACCUCUUCGAAUCGCGCACAAUUAAGCUCAAUGGUAUAUGGUCAUUAGCGGCGCAUUUGGAGACGGGAAUGCUAGAACGUAGCACGGAGUUUGUCAAUCACUUAUCGGCAGAGAUACCAAGAAACCAACCUACUUUAGAUUGUAUGAUGUUUGUCAGGCAUAAUGUAGGGCCUUGGCAAGAGCCUCCGGACAAGCCAUUCGAACCAAGUCCUGUAUGGCAUGACGACGAUGCGAUGAUGGUGGGAGAUACUGCAAAAGUUUUUCUUCGAAACGUUCUUAGUAAAUCUAAACUUCAGCUUGGAGAUCUAAGGAGAGAAGUGGAUAAGAAGCGACGUGAAGUUGAGAGUACCAAACGUGUGAAACAGCAGAUUAGAGAGGGCAAAGAUAAGCGGGAUGAAAUCGAAGUUGUUCGAGCUAUCUUUGCUUUGCAAGAAGAACUACAUCAGGUUGAUCACAAGAGAUUAACUGCAGAGGUUGAAACAUCAACAAUCACAGAAGUGGUUGGAGAUGUCACAUUAGGCUCGAAGAGUCACAACUUCAAAUCCCAAACUUUCAAGAUACCCACAAAUUGCGAUCUAUGUGGUGAACGCAUAUGGGGACUCUCAGCCAAGGGAUUCGAUUGUAGAGAUUGCGGCUACACAUGCCACAGCAAAUGUGAAAUGAAAGUCCCAGCCGAAUGUCCAGGAGAACAGACCAAAGAUGAGAAGAAGAAAUUAAAGGCGGAACGUCAGGAAACUGCCAAUGUCAUCAAAGCCCCAGGUACAGGUCUCGCAGAUAGUGUUGCGGAGCUUCCAACCAUGAGUCGAUCCAACACGAUGAAUUCGUUAAGCUCGGGUUAUGCUGCUAGUGCACAUAGGUCUGUUUCUGCAAAAUCGCCAGCCGAAGAAACACCCCCCGAUCCUGUGGCUGAUCGAAGAAGCAUAUCUUCGAGUCUCAAACCAGGGAUCUUGAAGAAGAACAGGGUUGUAGCUCCUCCACCAACAGCGUAUAUCAGCGAGCUGCCAGGGAGUGGUGUCGUCAAUGGAUCAUCAUCAAAUGAACAGAAAGGGAAGAUGAUAUAUGCCUAUGACGCCAAUGGUGGCGAAGAAGUCACAGUAGCCGAAGGCAAAGAAGUUGUCAUCCUCGAACCAGACGACGGUGGCUGGACCAAAAUCAAAUCUGGCCCCAAAGAAGGCCUAGUCCCUACCGCCUACCUCGAAAUACUCCCUCUCUCCUCCUUUGCAGCUCCUACCAAUAGACCCGUUUCCAUAAUUUCUACCUCUGGCUCCUCAAUCUCAGCUGGCAAGAAACAAGGUCCAGUCGUAGCACCCAGAAGAGGAGCCAAAAAGCUGAAGUAUGUAGAAGCGCUAUAUGAAUAUACGGCGCAGAGUGAGGCCGAAUAUAGUAUGGUGGAGGGAGAGAAAUUCGUGCUAAUUAAGGAGGAUCCUGGGGACGGAUGGGCGGAGGUCGAGAAGGGAGGCGUGGUAAAGAGUGUGCCGGCGAAUUAUGUACACAUUGUUUAG
Molecule: messenger RNA, 2232 nt
Organism: Sclerotinia borealis F-4128
Lineage: Eukaryota; Fungi; Ascomycota; Leotiomycetes; Helotiales; Sclerotiniaceae
Source: the annotation of a GenBank genome assembly